UGCAUGUCUCAGCAAUCAGCCACUUCAAAGCCUUCGCUCCAGGGCGUCAGAAUAAAAGCAAGAAAGGGCGCAGUAAAGGCACAGGCAAAGCACGAGCCAUCCAUCUUCAGAGAUCAGCUAUACAAGCAUCUCGAAACAGUACCAGACGGCGACUUUGACUCUUUUGCAACAAAGCUAGUCCAAGCAGGUUCCACUCUCGAGUUUCUCAAGUAUGCAGAUGCACUCUUCGAAAUCAUCCUCGUUGGCGGUCUUCUCCAGCCAGGCGGAAGUUAUGUCGACGAUGGAGCUCCCGUCUCGCCAUUUACCAUCUUCAAUUCGGAAGAUCCUGCGCAAAUCGAUGACCUGAAAAAAUACAUCGAGGUUCUCAACAAACUCAUCAGAAGGUACAAAUAUCUUCAGAAGCCUCUAGAGGAAUCAGCUCUGCCAGGGCUUCUUCAAUAUAUCCACCGCUGGUCUCCAGCACAGAAGGACAAGCUUUCACUCGCCGUUGGCCUUUUGAUCUCUCAGGGUCUCGCCAACGCAUCGUGCUUGCAGAGUCUUACCAAAGAUCAUCUCGUCAAGAAUGAUGUAUCCGUCAGCGUUAUCAGUCUUAUUUUCCGUGCAUAUCUGGUCGAUCAAUCCAUGGAUCACUUAUCUGCGACCUUGAAACGGGGCGGUAUCAAAGAUCUUCUCGCCUUCUUCCCUCCCAAUAAGCGCGAGGGCAAAUACCUGGAAGACCAUUUCAAGAAAGAAGGACUUUCACAGGUCGCUGAGUGGUGGGCAAAGAAACAAUAUGCCGUUGUCAAAGAGAGUAUCGUCAAAGAGCUCUCUGAACUCUGCGAACGUGAGGAAACUCCCGACCAGAUUGUCGCCGCCAUCAGAGCGCGCCUAGAAGAAUCGCCUGUGCCAGAGAGUGAACUGAUUCAGUGCAUUUGGCAGGGUUUGAUGACUUCAGUCGAUUGGAGCGCCCGCCCAGACCAAAUUGAGGGCCUCGCUCUGCGCGAAGUCGGUAAAUUCGCCCCCAUCCUCGAACCAUUCUGUACCGGAGCAAAAACACAAGUGUCCCUCAUAAACGUUGUUCAAGUGUAUUGUUACGAAGACACGCGUAUCAUCAAGGCGUUCCCGCAGAUUCUCAAAGUGUUGUACAAUAAGGACUGCAUUUCUGAUCAAGCUAUCAUCUACUGGCAUCAAAAGGGCUCUAAACCACAAGGCCGACAGCACUUUUUGAAGAGUACUGAACCAUUAGUUAAAUUCUUGCAGGAACAGGAAGACAGCGACGAGGAAGAUGGCUGA
Laccaria bicolor S238N-H82 is the source of this 1272-nucleotide messenger RNA. RefSeq lists its product as uncharacterized. The record is from RefSeq and is a predicted model, not a curated record. Gene Ontology annotation, cellular component: membrane; cytoplasm. Gene Ontology annotation, molecular function: protein binding. NCBI's taxonomy places the organism in Eukaryota, Fungi, Basidiomycota, Agaricomycetes, Agaricales, Hydnangiaceae. The coding region runs from base 4 to 1272 and encodes 422 amino acids. The transcript is spliced from 8 exons.